AUGUUCCACCUGGUGCUUGUGAGUGGGUUGCUGACAGGGGUGCCAUCGUGGGGGUCCUUCGCCCUCCUCCAGGAGUCCAGCCUUGAUGAGGAACAGCCGCUCGAGUCGUCUGUGGUUACCCUCGACGAGAGCUGCAGGGAGCGGGUCCUCCAGGAAGUGGGCUCUGCUACGCUCCGGUUGCUCCGGUUGGCCAGCCCCCCCAGGAUCGCAGGUGGCACAAGGAGGCAGGCGCAUGAAGCUUGGGAAAUGAUGGAACUGCCGGACCUGUCCAGUGGGGGGCAGCAUUUCAAUCUUUCGUCCAAUGAGACGCUGCUGGUCCGAAGAGAGAGCUGCACCCAAAUUUCCCACUACGUCACGUUGGAAGAUCUUGGCUGGCAAAACUGGGUGCUGCACCCUGUGUCCUUCGUCUUCACCCAGUGCCUAGGGUGCCGCUGCCACCGAAAGGGCAAGGCCCCUCCACUGCCCCUUUGGAUUCAAGACUGCGGACUCGAGCAGCCGAGCCGUCGGCCGGAUGGGGAAGCCAAGCAGAGACACUGCUGCCAGACCCGCCGGGCACCGAUGCCCUUCGUAUUCUUCAAAGAGGACGGCUCGUUGGUCAUUCGAGCAAUCCGCUUGGAACGAGAUUGCCACUGCCGCCCCUGA
Molecule: messenger RNA, 642 nt
Organism: Zootoca vivipara (common lizard)
Lineage: Eukaryota; Metazoa; Chordata; Lepidosauria; Squamata; Lacertidae
Molecular function (GO): growth factor activity
Source: RefSeq, a predicted model, not a curated record